AUGGACACAUUGGAAACCAUUAACCCAUUUAUACUGGCACCAUGGGAGGAGUGCGUGCAGACUAAUAGUGGUGAAACCCCAAAGACGCAUACAGAAGCGGGUGGAUCUAUGCAGAUUGUGACCUUCUCCUUCACACUAGGCAUAAGAUUAGAGCAGAACCUAUACUUGGGGGAGCUAGCAGCAAUGGUACACGCAUUGAGCACGCUACCAACACUAAAGCAGUAUAGAAUCACGCUGCUGACGAGCAACAAAGCAGCUGCACUCACUCUGAGGAACCCUCGACAACAGUGGGGUCAGGGACACGUCUGCCAAAUAUACAAGUUGAUUAAAGGCUACGAAGAAAUGGAAACCAGAUCACUAUCCAUUGGGUCUUAA
Molecule: messenger RNA, 375 nt
Organism: Talaromyces stipitatus ATCC 10500
Lineage: Eukaryota; Fungi; Ascomycota; Eurotiomycetes; Eurotiales; Trichocomaceae
Exons: 2
Coding region: 1-375 (124 amino acids)
Source: RefSeq, a predicted model, not a curated record